Molecule: messenger RNA, 483 nt
Organism: Fusarium subglutinans
Lineage: Eukaryota; Fungi; Ascomycota; Sordariomycetes; Hypocreales; Nectriaceae
Product: 50S ribosomal L21e protein
Exons: 3
Coding region: 1-483 (160 amino acids)
Biological process (GO): translation
Cellular component (GO): ribosome; cytosolic large ribosomal subunit
Molecular function (GO): structural constituent of ribosome
Source: RefSeq, a predicted model, not a curated record
AUGGGUCACUCCUACGGAAAGAGAGCGGGCACCCGCUAUGCCUUCAGCCGGGACUUCCGCAAGAAGGGUAUGAUUGCCCUGAACACCUAUCUCCGACAGUACCGCGUUGGUGAUAUCGUCGACAUCAAGGCGAACGGUGCCGUCCAGAAGGGUAUGCCCUUCAAGGUGUACCACGGCAAGACUGGUGUCAUCUACAACGUCACCAAGUCUGCUGUCGGUGUCAUCAUCUACAAGCAGGUGAAGCACCGAUACAUCGAGAAGCGAAUCAACGUCCGAAUCGAGCACAUCCAGCAGUCCCGAUCUCGUGAGGACUUCCUCAAGCGAGUCAAGGCCAACGCCGAGGCCAAGAAGGAGGCCAAGGCCAACGGCACCGUCGUCCAGGUCAAGCGUCAGCCCGUUGGACCCCGUGAGGCUCACACACUGUCGCUCGCCGACAACCCUCCUCAGACCGUCACUCCUCUUCCCUACGAGACUACGAUCUAA